Molecule: messenger RNA, 657 nt
Organism: Phlebotomus argentipes
Lineage: Eukaryota; Metazoa; Arthropoda; Insecta; Diptera; Psychodidae
Product: odorant receptor 67c-like
Exons: 1
Coding region: 1-657 (218 amino acids)
Biological process (GO): sensory perception of smell; detection of chemical stimulus involved in sensory perception of smell
Cellular component (GO): plasma membrane
Molecular function (GO): odorant binding; olfactory receptor activity
Source: RefSeq, a predicted model, not a curated record
AUGGAUACGAUGGUGUUCACAAUGAAUCCUGAGACGCCUUACUUAACCAGACAUUCAAUUCAGCUUACAUUGCUAAGUUUUGUUGCUGUUUAUUUGGUUUUCACAGACUUGGUCAUCAUCGCAAUUGCCCUCUAUUUUGGCCCACCACUCAAUAUCCUUCUGGAUUGCAUCAGAACACUGGACGAUUCUUCAGUGCUGAAGCGGGAGAAGAACUUCUUUCUGCUUUUGCACAUUUAUCACAACAAUAUUAUUGAAAAACUUCAGGCAUUCAGCAAAUUGUUCUACUACACAUUUAUUGUGCAAUUAAGUGCAAGUUUCUUAUUGCUCUUAUUCAUGUUUUUCAUGAUGCAGAAGACGCACGACUAUCACUUCCUUUGCCCAAUGAUAUUGGGUAUUUUCUUUCAAUUCAGCGCUUUUUGCUUCUUCGGAGCGUUCAUCUUUGGCAAAACCGAGCAGAUAUUCACGGAAUUGUACUUGACAAAGUGGUAUGAAUUUUCCAACAAGGACAAACAGAUCCUCAUGCUGAUGAUGAUGAUGUCCCAGAGACCCUUUGGCUUCAAAGCUGCUGGAAUUUAUGACAUCAAUCUCGUGAUGUUCAUCAAUGUCACGAAAUUGGCCUUUUCCUAUUGCACAAUUCUCUAUGCACUCACGCAAUAA